AUGUCUGAAAAAUGCAGAUAAAUUUUUCAAAAGCAGCCAAUUAAAUUUGAAACAAAACUAAGAUAAAGACUGGACACUAUCUAUACUGAGGAUAGCAAUAAUCUUAUUAUUUAAAGCAGGAUGAAGUCCAGAAGUAAUAUAACCAGUUAGGAUUAUAACAUCUCAGACGACGAAUCUCUGGUCUUUGAUAUUCCAAGUAAAAAAUUUAUUUCAAUUGAUUUUAACUAGAGACAAAUAUUAUCAAGCCAUCAUUUGAAGGUGCGAUCUUAGAGAAAAAUGAAAAAAAUGAAGAUGAAAGCUCAUUCUGAGAAAAAUCUGAUGAAAGGGAAUUAGAUGAAAAUUUAACCCAACAAUAUUAAAUUGAUAUUGAGUACAGCAAGAGUUUCAUUCCUGGAUCUAAACCACACAAAUCACUUAUAUCCAGCUUCAAGAACAACCAUAGGAAGUUGCAGGGCUGAAUUGAGGGAGACAUUUACUCCUAGUUAUUUAUUAUCAAAUGAAGGUGCUUCCACAGCUACAGGAAGAGAUGUUCUCAGAUCAGGAUAUGAAACUAUCGACUUACGACCUGGAAAUAAUAGUAUUAAAACUAAUUAAGGAAGCAAUUAAAAAGUUUAGUUAUAUCGUCAAUUACACGAAUAAUCUAGGCCAUUUAACUUACAGAUUCCAACGGUAACAAAUCAGGCUAAAAUCCUUCUUAAGCGAAAGGAUCCAAAUUUUUUAAGAAAAACUACAACUGAUGUUACGGACUAAUUAAAAAAUACAAUUAACUAUGCCAAGUUAAUUAAGAUGAACCAACAUGAUAUAAAAGAUCAUAAGACUGAAUCUUUGAUAGAUCAAUGGAUGAACAAUAACUACACUGCAAGUUUUAAGAGUAAUGAUUUGGUUAGCACACAUUAAUCAAUGACAUUAUAAAAUUAUAACAGUUUCGUAAAACCUAAGAUACCAAUACAAGAGCAAAAUUCUGAAAGCAUAUAAUCAAUAAACAUAACAUCUGUAUCGUAAUCAAAGGAUAGAAUUAAAUUAGAAUUGAAUCCUUUAGAGACAGAAAUGGAGGAGAUCAAAUUGAACUUAGGACAAGUGGUUUCAGAUCAAGAUUAAGAUAAUCAUGAUCAUCUGACAACAGAAACCUACAACUUUGAAGAGGAUUUCAAGGAUUCACUCAUAACACUUGCACACGGAAUACCUGCAGAGAAAUUCCAUUAUUCUAAGUAGCAUCAAGAUAAAUGUACAUUAUUACUAUCACCAACUCUUAAAUAUAUCAAAUGGAUAUACCAUCACAAACAAGUUGGAGUAAAUCAUAAGGACAAAAUAGGGCGAUGUGAUUUGGAUACGAUCAAGGGGAUUAUAUUUGGAGCCUAAAGUUCAACAUUUCUUAGAUAUAGACAAAAAAUACUGAAAGAUAUUAACAACCAUCAUAUAAGAGCGCCAUUUUAUGCUUGGUAAUGCGUUUAAGGCGAUGAACAUGAUGAGGAAAUUGAAAUAAAUACCUUCGUACUCUAGUUAUUAAAUGAAAAAUAUCAGAAAAACCCUAUGAUCCUUUACAAAUUUUUAAGAAUAAAGAUGAAAAUUUCCUAUGAGGCAUGUAGAAAAGCAAUGUCUGUUUAGGAAUUAUUUAUUGGCUCAAUAAUAAAAGUUUAUAAAAAGAAUUUGAAAGAGAAAAAUUUGGAUGAAGAGCCGUUAGAAUUAGAAGAAAAUCUGACAUUCAAAUCAAGUAUUAUUAAUAGUCCUUCUAGAAGAUAAAAAACUACAAAUCCAAAAAGUGGAUUUGGAUAGGCCAUUGAAGAUUAAUAAGAGGAUCAUUCUGAUUCAUUUAUCAAGAAAGAUGUGUUUCUUGUUCCAAGACAAAAUGCUGAAAUAGAUUUGAGAAUAAUCUCAGAAGAAUCAUCUUUUGAUGAGGAAGAAUUCUUUUAGAAGAAUUACAAAACACACUCAAACGCAAAGAAUAGCUUGCAUACUCUCAAAACAAUAAUGAUCCUUAAAUCUCUUUAAGUAGUCAAGGGAUUGCAUAAGCUUAGAAUAUUAUAAAGAAAGUAAAAGCUAAGUAAAUUCAAUUUCAUCAAAGCUUUGUAGCAAAAGGGGUUCUCCAAGAUUCCAGAUGAUUUAAAAGUAUCUAAGCUUCCAUCCGCUUUUCACUUUUAUGAUCCUAUACCAAAGAUGAUUGAGCUGCAUGCAAAUCCAAAUAAACUUCAUCGCUUAAAACCAAUUGAAUCUAAUAGUGAUAUAACUUACAAUAAAUAUAGUAUAGAGGAUUAAUAACCAGAAUAAUAAUAAGGCUGUGGUCCCUAGACUAGCAGGACAGAAAGCAAAGGUUUUUUCGGCAGGUUAUUUUGUUGUUUUAAAACACCAACUUCAGCUGGAAGUAAUUAUUUUAACAAAGGCAUUAAAAAAUCAUAAAAUUAUCUAAUUAAACAACCAAGCAUUCAAAGACCUAAGAGAACUCCUUAAAGAAAGAAGUCUAAUGAUAAGUCUAGCACAGUCAGUUUAAAAGAUUCUAAAUUGAGCUUGUAAUAAGUUGUUUAACUUGCAUAGUUGAAAAAAAGCUAUAAUGAAGAUCUUGAGAUACAUCUGAAGCCAGGUAAUUAGAUCACUAAGGAAGAACUUGAUAACAAGCAGCUUUUUAUAAGAUAAUUAAUGAAUCUAAAAGUUAAGGGAAGAUUCAUAGAAGAAACACAGCAGUUCAUAUCUGAAAUUGGAUAAAAACCUUCUAUUGAAUCUUAAAAGAAAAUGAUUAAGGGACUCUCAUAUUAGAAUGAAGACUAAUACGAUGAUUUCUGUAAGAAAGUGAAGCAAACAAAGUCUUUUUCCAAAAAAUAGUACAUCUUAAAUGAAACUUUAAACUAAGAAUUUUUCUACUACAAUCCCCUUUACAAAGAUCUUCUUAAGAAGAAAAACAGUCUGAUGGUUCAAACUGAGACAGCCAGAUAGAAUUUUCGCAACAAAGGUAAAAUUAUAAACGAAAACGUUUUUAUAAUAAAAGAAUUCAAGCCGGCAGUUACAUAUCGUAAGAAACGCAAGAAGUAAAAGUUCAGAGGACUUUGGAAAAUCGUCCAAUGA
Molecule: messenger RNA, 3054 nt
Organism: Stylonychia lemnae
Lineage: Eukaryota; Ciliophora; Spirotrichea; Sporadotrichida; Oxytrichidae
Source: the annotation of a GenBank genome assembly